GUCCUGUGGCAGUGAUCAGCGGAGAGGAGGAUUCAGCCAGUCCCCUCCACCACAUCAACCACGGCAUCACGACACCCUCAUCCCUGGACGCUGGCCCGGACACAGUGGUGAUUGGCAUGACCCGCAUUCCCGUCAUCGAGAACCCCCAGUACUUCCGACAAGGUCACAACUGCCACAAGCCAGACACGUAUGUCCAGCAUAUUAAGAGGAGAGACAUCGUUUUGAAGAGGGAGCUGGGAGAAGGUGCCUUUGGGAAGGUGUUCUUGGCCGAGUGUUACAACCUCAGCCCCACCAACGACAAAAUGCUGGUGGCAGUGAAGGCGCUGAAAGACCCCACCUUGGCAGCCCGCAAGGAUUUCCAGAGGGAGGCAGAGCUGCUCACCAACCUGCAACACGAGCACAUCGUCAAGUUUUACGGCGUGUGUGGUGAUGGUGACCCACUCAUCAUGGUCUUCGAGUACAUGAAGCACGGUGACCUGAAUAAGUUCCUGAGGGCACAUGGCCCAGAUGCUAUGAUCCUCGUGGAUGGGCAGCCUCGACAAGCCAAAGGGGAGCUAGGGCUAUCCCAGAUGCUCCACAUCGCUAGCCAGAUCGCGUCUGGAAUGGUGUACCUUGCCUCCCAGCACUUUGUCCAUAGAGACCUGGCCACCAGGAACUGCUUGGUCGGAGCCAACCUGCUGGUGAAGAUUGGAGACUUUGGGAUGUCAAGAGAUGUCUACAGCACUGAUUACUACAGGGUUGGAGGACACACCAUGCUGCCUAUCCGCUGGAUGCCUCCGGAGAGCAUCAUGUACAGGAAGUUCACAACAGAGAGCGACGUCUGGAGCUUCGGGGUGAUCCUCUGGGAGAUCUUCACAUAUGGGAAGCAGCCCUGGUUUCAGCUCUCAAACACAGAGGUCAUUGAGUGCAUUACCCAAGGCCGAGUUUUGGAAAGGCCUCGAGUCUGCCCCAAGGAGGUUUACGACAUCAUGUUGGGCUGCUGGCAGAGAGAACCUCAGCAACGGCUCAACAUCAAGGAGAUCUACAAGAUCCUUCAUGCUCUGGGCAAGGCCACACCAAUCUACCUGGACAUCCUUGGCUAGCAGUGGCCACUUGUCAAAAUUCCCUGCUCCUUCCUUCUGCCCUUCCUUCCCUCUCCCCCUCCCAAGUCCUUCGCCCCUCAGCUCCCAGACAAACAUCUUCAUAUAAACUCAAGUGCCUGCUACACAUACAACACUGAAAAAAAAUGAAACAAAAAGCAAAACAAGAAAUCCCACAAAACAACAACAACCUGUAAGGCAGUUUGGCUUAUAUAUAUUUAUAGAUAUCUCUCUAUAUAUAACUUCUACACCAAUACAGAAAGAAGCUGCUGUUACAGAAAAUUACAAGACUUUAAAAAAAGAAAAGAAACAAAAAAGGGAGAAAAAAAGUACUUAAAAAGAUAUAUAUAAUU
Messenger RNA from Leptosomus discolor (cuckoo roller), 1432 nucleotides. The record is from RefSeq and is a predicted model, not a curated record. Lineage: Eukaryota; Metazoa; Chordata; Aves; Leptosomiformes; Leptosomidae.